Molecule: messenger RNA, 1394 nt
Organism: Calliphora vicina (urban bluebottle blowfly)
Lineage: Eukaryota; Metazoa; Arthropoda; Insecta; Diptera; Calliphoridae
Exons: 2
Coding region: 85-1329 (414 amino acids)
Cellular component (GO): mitochondrion
Source: RefSeq, a predicted model, not a curated record
AUUACCUUGUUAGUUAUGUCAUGGAAUUAAAGUGACCCAAAGUGAGGAGUGUUCUAUUUGUAUUAGCAUUGGAUUUUGUUAAGGAUGUUUCUACGCUCAAAGGGAUUUGUGUGUCCAACAUACAUAAAUAUAUCAAAGAGACUUCUGUCAAACGAAAUCAAAGAAGUGCUUAAUACACGUUUGGAUCAUCCAAGUGGUAUCAAUGGCAAUCAGCUGCAACUUGCUGUUGUCAGUAAAAAUUUAAAUGCACUUAACCUCGAUUUGUUCGUAAAUAAUCUUAACCAAUAUGAGGACAGAAGAUCCGCCGUUCUAGACUUGCUAGCAAAUCUACGAGCAACGAAAUUGGCUAAUACUUGCUUAGAGUCUACACAUUUUGCAGCAGUUAGACAUUUGUUGGAAAAUUCUACUAUUCAAGAGGUAUUACCGGUUCUUCUGGACCGUCCACAAUACGGAAUUUUUUUAAACGACUUCACAGGUUUUGCGGUAACUCAAACUUUACACGAUGAAAAAGAAUACAUUUUGGGAUUGCCAUUGGCCUUAAAGCUAGUGUUAUUGGAUGAAUUAGAAAGCAUAUUCGUCCAAGCAUUUGCUUUAAAAUCGUCACUGGAAACUUUAAAAAAAGAACUUUCCAGCGAGCAACCUAGCGAAGAAAAAGCCCCAAUCCCACCCAAGGGCAAGGUACAAGAGAAAAAAAUACGAGUAAACUUUCUUCGUAACAAGGAGGAAUUUGAUCAAAACAAAGAAAUCGGUAAAGCAAUUUUAAAAAUUGCGCCCAAAAUUCUGGAAGGCAAUACGAAAGACAAUGCUGUAGUGUUAGGUCUAGUGCUAACUGCAAAUUAUGCUGAAUUAGAUAAGACCUUAAGUACAAAAUCGAUCGAAAUAAAUGCGGAUAUUGCUGAUAUCUGCAAAGAGCUUCUAUCGCGUGGCAAUCAAGCAGAUUUUGUCAAUAAAAUUGAAAAACUGCAGUCUCAAAAGUCGUUUGGGGAGUUUAUCGAUGGAUUCUUGAAAGAAGCUGCCGUCAAAGAGGCCAUAUCUUUAGCUGAAAAGCAGAAACAAUUAUUACCAACAUGGCAACAAUUGAGAGCCCAAAAGAAAUUAGAAGUUGAAAACGAGAUAGUAGAGAAGGAAAGAAUGGAGAAUAUUGAAAAGAUAACAAAUGAAAUUGCAACAAAAAAAGAGUUACUUUGGUUCUUUAAUCAUGAGGAUAAACUUGACUUGGAAAUAUACAAGAAGCAAGUAUUUUAUCCCAAGAGAUGGUUUGGUAAGAAAAAGAAGCCUCGUGUUGUAGAUGAACACUAUGUACCACCCCAGAUAAGAAAAAUAAAUUAAUUUUUGUUCCAUAAACAUUGUAUGUUUGUUUUUAAAAUAAUAUAAAAUUGUUUUUAUUAAAUUUU